Molecule: messenger RNA, 1260 nt
Organism: Ostreobium quekettii
Lineage: Eukaryota; Viridiplantae; Chlorophyta; Ulvophyceae; Bryopsidales; Ostreobiaceae
Source: the annotation of a GenBank genome assembly
AUGCGGCCGCGACGCCUCGUCUCUCUGCUCCUGGCCCUGGCGCUGGCCGCCUGCGCGCAUGCGAAGGUGUACUUCAAGGAGACCUUCGACGACUCAUGGACGGAGCGCUGGACCAAGUCGAAGUGGAAGGAGGGGGAGGAGUCCGAGGGCGACUGGGCACACACUGCGGGCAAGUGGUACGGCGACGAGAAGAUGGACAAGGGGAUACAGACGACCCCCGACGCGCGGUUCUACGCGAUCUGGGCGGAGAUGCCCGAGGCCUUCGACAACAAAGACAGCGACCUGGUCCUGCAGUUCUCCGCGAAGCAUGAGCAGAAGAUCGACUGUGGAGGUGGCUACAUCAAGCUUAUUCCAGAGUCAAGCAAGGAUCAGAUGGAGACAUUUGGGGGAGACACCCCGUAUGCCAUAAUGUUUGGUCCAGACAUUUGCGGCUACUCAACAAAGAAAGUCCAUGUGAUCUUGCCCUACAAGGGGAAGAAUCACCUGGUGAAAGAGGAUAUUAAAUGCAAGACAGAUGAACUGACACAUGUUUACACGCUGGUCAUUCAUCCCAACAACACAUACCAGGUGUAUAUCGAUCUGAAGGAAGAGAAGACAGGCUCAUUGUAUGAGGACUGGGACAUGCUUCCCCCUGCAAAAAUCAAGGACCCAGACGCAAAGAAACCCGACGAUUGGGACGAGAGGCCGAAAAUCGACGACCCAGAGGAUGUGAAGCCGGAGGGUUAUGACGACAUACCCAAAACCAUCGUGGAUCCAGAUGCCACACAGCCCGAUGACUGGGAUGAGGAGGACGACGGAAAAUGGGAGCCUCCAACCAUCCCCAACCCGGAGUACAAAGGGGAGUGGAAGCCCAAGAGGAUUGACAACCCUGACUACAAAGGCAAGUGGGUCCCUCCGGAUAUCGACAACCCGGAAUACGUGCACGACCCUGAACUUUACCACAUGGCGCCAUUGAAGUACCUGGGGUUUGAGCUGUGGCAAGUCAAGGCAGGGACGAUCUUUGAUAACAUCGUUGUUGCGGACGACUUCGAGGAAGCGAAGGCGAUAGCUGAGGAGACAUGGGGGAAGACAAAGGAUGGCGAGAAGGAGAUGUAUGACAAGGCGCAGGAGGAGAAGAAGGCGAAAGAGGAGGAGGAGAGGAAACGGCGAGAAGAGGAGCGCAAAGCGCGAGGGGAGGACGAUGACGAGGAGGAGGAAGACUACGAACCAAUACACGAGGAUGACGAUGAUUACAUGGAAACUGGAAAAGAUGAACUAUGA